ACAAGGACCGCUCCUUUAUUAUUUUUAUUUGUUGGUACCGAAGUCCAGGAGCUUCGCUCUUCCGCAGGGCCUGGUUUCAGCCGCCGUCAAGAACAUCCCAGCAAUGACGGCGGACGCAUCCGCUCCUCGCCCUCCGCCGCCGUCGCCAUCGCCGUCGGCGGGGGCCAAUCCAGAAGGCAUCCACGAUCUACGGACUGCCCAGUCGUCGUCGGAGGCGAACCCCUUCGCCUCUGGUUCCAACGGCUCCGUUCUCCGAUUCGCUCCAUCUCCACAGGAGAAUUCCUCUUGGUCCCUUCGAAGCUUGCAGGAUUAUAUGACAAGGGUUCAGGCACAGUAUAAAGUUCAUGAAGAUGCUUUUGUCCAGAAAGUUAAAGAUCAGUUGAUGAUUGCACGAGAGCACCCAACUGAGACAUUUGGAAUUGUUGUUGCUGCAGGAUUGGUCCUCAUGCAAGGCCCUAGAAGGUUUUUGCUUCGUAACACUUUUGGGCGUCUUGUGAGCGAGCAGGACCGAUCUGCUAAGGCUGAAUUAUGCUUAAAAGAGCUCAGUCAAUCUGUUGAGAAACUGAAGAAAGAUAGUAAAAAUAUGCUUCUAAAAGCAAGUUGGGGUGAACAGGACUUGCAGCGUGGACACGCCAAAAUCAGGGCUGCUGGACGGGAAAUCCAAAGGCUUGCCAAAUCCAUUUAUAAGAUAGAAUCUGAAGCAACAGAUUUGAUGGAUGGACUUAGAGCACUUCCUGGCAGAACUGCUCUGCAGCUUCGAGCAGAGGUAGCUUCCAUGGCAUCAGAUUUGAAAAACCAGAGGCGUGAACUCAAUGAAAGAAUCAUGAAAAUAUCAGAACUUGGCAUCCGUGUUUGAUGAAAUAAUCCCUUAUACUCUUUUGAUGGAGUUUUUCUGAGAUCGUGCCUCCUAAGGAAUAAAAAGAAAAGAAUUCCUUGUUCAGAAGUAUUGGAUGCUUGUAUCUCUUGCUGCAACAAGUGCAGUUUAAUCUGCACAAUAUUGUUGCUGAAAAGCGCUAUGACACUAGUCUCUUUUAUUAUUGAAACAAAAAAAAUCUUGUGAGAUUUCUUCUUCUUACUGAAAAAAUGCAACUGAUUGGGA
Messenger RNA from Elaeis guineensis (African oil palm), 1099 nucleotides. Lineage: Eukaryota; Viridiplantae; Streptophyta; Magnoliopsida; Arecales; Arecaceae. The record is from RefSeq and is a predicted model, not a curated record.